Molecule: messenger RNA, 1686 nt
Organism: Microthlaspi erraticum
Lineage: Eukaryota; Viridiplantae; Streptophyta; Magnoliopsida; Brassicales; Brassicaceae
Source: the annotation of a GenBank genome assembly
AUGGAUCAGAAUCCUUACAGGAGGAAAUCGUCUCCGAUCAGAGCCACCACCGGUGGUUCACAGUCCGAACUACUUCCUAUGAAGUUUCUCAGCUCCGGCACGAUGAAGCUCACGAGGACCUUCACUACUUGCUUGAUACUCUUCUCUGUGCUACUUGCAUUCUCAAUGAUCUUCCAUCACCACCCCUCUGAUCCAAAUCGGACAAUGGGUUUCGCCGAGGCAAGAGUUCUCGAUGGCAGAAACUUCUCCAAUGUUACUACCAUCGAUUCAAAUGAUUCUGAUAAGCUUCUCGGAGGACUACUCGCUACAGGGUUUGAUGAACAUUCUUGCCUCAGUAGGUACCAAUCAUCUCUAUACCGUAAACCAUCGCCUUACAAGCCAUCUCCUUAUCUCCUCUCCAAGCUUAGAAGCUACGAAACGCUUCACAAGCGAUGCGGUCCAGGCACAGAACCUUACAAGAAAGCUCUAAACCAACUCGAUCAAGAACACAUUGAUGAUGAUAGCAACGGUGAAUGCAAAUACGUUGUGUGGGUUUCUUUCAGCGGCUUAGGGAACAGGAUUCUCUCUCUAGCCUCGGUUUUCCUCUAUGCCCUUCUAACGGAUAGAGUCUUGCUCGUCGACAGAGGCAAAGACAUGGAUGAUCUCUUCUGCGAACCGUUCCCUGAAAUGUCUUGGCUUCUGCCUUUAGAUUUCACAAUGACGGAUCAGUUUGAUAAGUUGAAUCAAGAGUCACCACGUUGCUACGGAUACAUGCUCAAGAACCAGGUGGUGAAUACCGAGAAUACUCUUUCUCAUCUUUAUCUUCAUCUUGUUCAUGACUAUGGAGAUGAAGAUAAGAUGUUCUUCUGCCAAGAAGACCAAGAUUUUAUCAAGAAAGUCCCUUGGUUGAUUGUGAAAACAGACAACUACUUUGUUCCUUCUCUGUGGCUCAUCCCGGGCUUCGACGACGAGCUAAACAAGCUCUUCCCGGAGAAAGAAACCGUCUUUCAUCACUUGGGGAGAUAUCUUUUCCACCCAAGAAACCAAGUAUGGGGCUUGGUCACUAGAUACUACGAAGCUUACUUGUCGAAUGCUGAUGAGAAGAUUGGGAUUCAAGUACGAGUGUUCGAUGUAGGAGCAGGUCCGUUUCAGCAUGUGAUGGAUCAGAUCUCAGCUUGUACAAGAAAAGAGAAGCUUCUACCUGAAGUAGACACAACACUAGUAGAAGAAAGAUCUCACAAAGUCAGAGGCUUUAAGCACAAAGCUGUGCUUGUCACGUCUUUGAGCUCAGGCUACUCGGAGAAUCUGAAGAGUAUGUAUUGGGAGUAUCCGACAUCGACCGGUGAGAUCAUCGGUGUUCACCAGCCGAGCCAAGAAGGCUAUCAGCAGACGGAGAAGAAGAUGCAUAACGGGAAAGCUCUUGCGGAAAUGUAUCUUUUGAGUAUGACGGAUAGUCUUGUGACGAGUGCUUGGUCUACGUUUGGAUAUGUAGCUCAAGGUCUUGGAGGUUUGAAGCCUUGGAUACUCUAUAAACCGGAGAACCGCACAGCUCCUGAUCCUGCUUGUGUUCGAGCUAUGUCGAUGGAGCCUUGUUUCCACGCGCCUCCUUUCUAUGACUGUAAAGCCAAAACCGGAAUCGACACAGGAAAAUUAGUUCCUCAUGUGACACAUUGUGAGGAUAUGAGUUGGGGACUUAAGGUAGUAUGA